UCGAUCAUUAAAUCGCUUCCAUCGUCCCGCAGCGGAAAUUUCAUAGCGAAAAAGCCUGACUUACAACGAAACACGAUAUUGGCAGCCUUGAUAUAAAUAUUGUGGAUUAAAAAAAAAACUAUAUUUACUAAUUAUUUGUUUGUGUGUUGUUAAAAUGGGAACAACUUUUCGAAAUGUUGCGUCAACAGUGUGUCUGAUUUGUGUUUUGUUUGUUAUAUUUACGAUCGGUCAAGAUGACGCUGAAAAAUUUAAUUCUGGAGUUCAGAAGAGUAAAAUUCAUAAAACUGGCAGACGACCUGACGGAAGCGCGUGCAAGUGCCCAGCGUGCAUGACUGGGAAAGACUGCUCUGAGUCAGUGGUAAACAGAGAACCAAGAUUCAACAAUAAGUUCACGUUCGUUGAAGUAAAUGCUGAACAUCAUAGGUAUGGCGUUCCUUUGUCAUAUAACUACACAACGUACCCAGGAGACGAACAGUGUCCGUGUGAUGCAUUUGAAUACACGAUUACAGAUGUGGAAAAUGUCAUGGAACCAAGCGAUCCGAACCGUUACAACCUUUUUGACAUAGACAACAAGAAUGGCAAAAUUCGUCUAGCAAAUGACCGGGUUUCCGACAUCUCUUCAUCUGACCUAUAUCGCUUGACAAUACUGGUCAGAAAUGUGAAGAGGAACUUUUCAGACCAUACAAUGAUUACAGUUGCUCGUGAGAAACCGAAGCAUGAUAGCCUGUACUCAUUCGGAGCAGACGACAGCAAUGGGAACGGUUAUGUUUUUGAACAUAGCAUACAUAAGAGGUCGGUUGUUCCUGAUGAGAUGAAUUUCACACUUACACAGUUGAAUUCAGUCGCUGAAGCACGAACAGGGGCAACUUUCAAAUUCCAACUUGACAUUCUUUUCCCGGGCUCAAGUAUUGAUAUUUCUGUCGAGUUAUUUACGCCUGACAAUGAAACUACAGUUAUGAUUCUCUGUGACGUCACUGUCGCUUCAAUAGGCUCAAACCUUGGAACGACUUUGCCUGGUGACGUUGUAUUUGAAUCAAAAGCCGGCUGGCCUGCGCACAUGCCUGAUAUGGCGACCAUAUCGUUCGGGACCGUCACGAACAAUGAAUCUGAUACAGUCAAUAUAGCCGCUAGCACUAUCACAAUCCUUUAUUCAGCGGUGAUGAUCGAAAACUCAUUAACAGAAAGCACAAAAUACUGGAUUAGCGCAGGAGCCGAAUACCAGAAUGAAAUGUAUAUAUGGGUGGGACAGGCUUCGUUUGAUGCUAUUGUUGACGGUAAUCAGGAUGUUGACUUGGUUCCAGACUUUACUGAUACUAUGCCGUCCAAUAUUGCACUCGGCAGUUCACACUUGAUAUCUGUUGAGAUGUUUUUACCAUAUCCAUACAGAGAUUACACUUUCAAGGUGUUUACUCCUGCGGACACUGUCGGUGUGAUGUCAGUAUGUGGAAUAUGGUUUAAUGAAUUAGGGCAAAACUUCGGAUGCGGAAAUGACGUCAGUCAGUUUACGAAUGAAACCGUGGCUGACCCUCAGGCUGCCGGAAAUGCCGUUGCUGUUCUCAAGCUUGGAGAGUUAUUGAACAAAGCCUCAAGAGAUGCCGUUGGAGAUAUCGUAGUAGCGGACAAUAAAGUUGCCUUGACCUUCAUAGCACAUAUGUAUCCGGAUGUAACAAAGGUCUCCCAACUUAUGUCUCUUGGUUUAGCCCUGGAAGUAGAUACUGAUACAAUGUGGAUUGGUAGCUCUAACUUUACAGUUGAUCCUGAAGUAACGACGGGAUUGACUGACCCCGUGUUUAUGUCUGUUACUUCGAGUCUAAGUCCUACCCUGGAUGAUGCGGUGGUCGGCCAGCCCUUUUCACUUACCUAUGAAAUCCAAGUACCCCCUCCCACUACAGACGGUGUUGCCUCCCAUUACGUUCUGGAAAUUCUUGCACCAUUCGAUGGUACACCGAUAUUUUCUGUCUGCUCAUUCAAAGUGACAUCCGUCGGACAAGAUUUGCCAUGCCUAAGAACAGAAGAUUUAGUCACUGAAUACAGCUCUCGGGUUACUGGCAGCACCCCUUCGGAAUCAGACAGAGCUAUCAUUGAUCUUGGUCAUGUGACAAAUCUAGAAUUAUUUGGAGAUGCCGGAGAUGAUAUAAUAACUUUAGAAGCAAUUCUAAUGCCUUUAGCAUCACACAGCAGUGCUGUUGCAAACUCUGAGCAUAACGUCAGUCUAGGUGUAACUGUUGGAGCCAGCAGUGUGCACUUAGUUGAUUCAGCAGUUUCGAUCUCCGGUGUAGCUACGGUCACCCCAGUAACGAACAGCACAGCGCCCGCUUUUACCAUGUCGUUUUAUGAUACCACGGAUACAGUGCCAGUGACAGGUUCAACAAAGGUCAUCGUUGACAUGGUAACAUCGCGGAACGUCACUUACGAUGAAAUGGAUAUGGAAUUCUUGAUGCCAGUUGGAACGGAAUACAGCUAUUUUCACGUAUGUCGCGUGGAUAUAGCUUUUAAUGGCAAGAAUAUGCCAUGCAUGACUCCAGAAUGGUAUGCGAAAAUGAUACAGUACUCAUCCCAAUUUGAUAAUUACGAGGCGGACCGUGCCAGGUUAAAUAUAGGCAGCAUGUGUAACCUUGAAUUUGUGGAUAACACAGAUGAAGAUAAAACUACGUUCGAAGUAUAUCUAAAAGUAUUAGAUCGUGCUGACCUUGUUGACAUGACGUCUAAGUGGAUAUCAACUGGAUUACAAUACUCGUCAACAAAUCUCUGGGUAGGACAACUGAGGCUUGAUGCGACCAGAGGAACCUCCGUUUCUCCGACCAAAUCUUCAUACACAAUUCUCACUAGAAACACAACAGUUUCACCUAUACCAAUAGGACUGACGGUGUCAUACAGUUUAUUACUGAAAAUAGGGAAAGGUGACACAGCACAUAUACAGGUGAAGGCCACAGCCCAGCUGGAAGGUGCACAUAUAUGUACUGUCCGUGUUGUCAGUGCCGGCUCUAAUCUACCCUGUGUCGUAGAUGAAGUUACCACCAGAACUUAUACAAACUGGCCAAGUGAAAGCGGGCGACAAAUAGUGGAAUUAGAUGCUGGUUUUGUAACCAACUAUGGAUCUGACAGCGAAAAUAUGACGGCUAACAACUACUACGAUGCCGACACGAUGGUUGUUGAGGUACUCGUUCGAGCAAACCCAGUGCAACCGGCCGGUACAUACCCUGUCGAUAUAGAAGUGUAUUAUGAUACAGAUCGUCUGGUAAAGUCGACAUUCACGCAGAGUGACUUUAUUACCACUGAAGAUUUGUCAGGCGUUGCUACGACGGUUACAGAUCCCGUAAACGUAACGGUGAUCGUCGGUGAGAUCACUGGAAGCUCUGACAACACAACCAGUGUCACUCUUGGAGAAGCUAAACGUGUACUGAUUUUUGCCGUUAUACCUGAAGGAUCAUCCUACGAUCUUGAAUUCUCGUUUAUAAUCCCAUCUGCUGAUGUAGGAAAGGUUGAAAUCUGCGACGCGGCGAUUGUUUCUGUUGGUGAUAAUCUUCCUUGUAUAGAUGUCCUCUCCGAAGCUGUUAUUUCAUCAUCUGGUGACUCUGCAAUAUUCAAUCUGGGAUUCGUGUGCAGCCGUGUGUUGAGGCCUGGAGACCAGAAAGCUAACACGGUUGUGUUUGAAGCCUACGUACGUGUGUUGGACAACGGUAAUGCCGCGGUAGGCGACACUGUCACAGUUACAGCGUCAAUGAGAUCGUUCAGUAGUACAGUGGAAAUUGACUCGGUGGUAUUUACUGUAGAAGAUCCUAGUUCGUUUGUUGACAGAGUUCAUAGUCUUGAUGGUGUCACUAAUGACACGCUGAUCUCUCUAAACUGGACAAGUCCAAUAUCAAUGAAUAUUGCCGAGAACGUCACAGUGACAGCGACGGUCAGUGUGCCUAAACUCUCCGUCUCCAGAUUCCUAUUUGACGUGGACCUUCCAGUUGAAGACUCAGCUUGUCUGACAGUCACCGACAUUCGCGUAGUUGGUUCUGUUGGAAGAAAUGUGUUGUGUGUCCCACCAGAUGUUAACACCAAAGGCAUUGUGUACUCACCGGUAUAUAAUGCUUCAGUUGGAAACAGUCAAAUAAACUAUGCCUACAUAGAUAUUGGCAUAGUUACCAAUACAGGUCUUACCUAUCGCAGGAACACAUUUACUGCAGGUGACGAUGAUGUUUUAAUAGAGUUUGACAUUCAGAUGGCGGAUUGUGCAAGCAGUGAUAACGGAAAAGUUCAUAAGCUCAGUAUUGGAAACAAAGUUGCCAACUACAUUUUUAUUUAUGACUUUGAUGUCCAAGUUGUCAGAGAUAGUAACGAGAAACCAGACAUUGCUUUCGAAAUGAUAACUGGGGCUGGCUCAACCAGCUCCGUAAUACACGUUGAAGGAAUUGCUUAUCACACUGAAAAUUCCACGGCAGAAGGAAAGAACACCAGUUUGUUUGUCUCACUUCCGGCUUAUCAGCAGCUGACUUCCGGUGCACUUGUUGUCACUAGCAACCAGUCUUGUAGCAGUAUUCAUCAUACAGAUACCUUUGUGCAAAUUGACUGCGACGAUUUCUUCUUUACCGAUGUUCUGACAUUUACAGCAGAAAUCGCAAUAAAUAGCUCCGUAAUUUUGCCAGUUGGUUUCAGUGGAUGGGAUUCUGUGGCUCAAGGCUGGGUUGGUACCAAUUACGUGAGUAGAUACACGACUUACGACGCAGAAGACUGGUUCCCUUACCCGAUUUCCGGUGAAAAUGAGCUGUCAUACAGUGUGGAAGGUGGCAUUGAUACGAGUAGCUUGAUUGCACUGGGACUUGAGGACAGAAAUAUCGUGGCUGACUGCCAGAUCACAAGCUCCCUUGGUAACUCUGGUCCAGCAUCGGAUGCUAGACUUAACAAUAUUGGAGCAUGGGUACCUUUAAUUCGAGAUAGCUAUACAAGUCGUUAUCUAGUGGUUUAUUUCGGUAACCAGCACAAAUUUUCAAAGGUAGCUGUACAACAGGACGAAGGCAAUGCAGAUUUAGUUACAGAACUUGCAGUUGAAUACACUGAAGAUGCAGAUGUGGGUGGACUCUCAUGGUUCGGAGAGGAAGUUGUGUCUCUGGGCGCUUCACCGACAACUUUGAAAAAUGUAACACUAAGUGGGAGGAAAGCUCGAGGGGUAAGGAUCACUCUGACAAAUGACACGGCCUAUGGCGUGCUAGCAGAUGUAGGUGUUAAGUUUGAGUUUUAUGGGCAAAAGCUGACGUCAGAUAAAACACAAGCACAGGCAUGUAGCAUCUUGGAAAGUAGUCUUAUACAGACACCAGCAGGCUAUCCAGCAUUUGGUCCACGAAGUUUUAUUGUUGCUGCAUCAGGAAAAGUCUAUGUAUGUGACCGACAAAGUGACAGUAAAGUAUACAAGGGAGGUUGUACGUCUAGUGCUGACAACGGGGCCACCUGGUCAAAACUUGAUACAAAAGUUACAUGUAUGAUCGGAUACGAGGGCGCCAGCGAUCGCCUGUACGCGUACGCUCCAAACCAGAAAACGGUAAUGGUGAGCGAAGCCGGUUAUCCGUGGGAAAGUGUUCCUCUCGGCUAUUUAGAGGAAGACCAAUUAAAAACAACUUGGAUCAGUGCAAUUAUAGUGCCAGAAUUAGCUAGUCCCGAGUUGGACAGGGCAACUCCACACAGCAUGUAUAAAAUACAAAAUUGGGGACCAACAAUAGAUGGCAUGUUUGAGAGUAACGUUAUAAAAAUGAAAUGGGCAGACGCUUAGAGAAACACACAGUAUUUCAAUAGAAAGAAAACGAACUGCUAAAAGAGAAAACUUCGUUGUCAUUAUUUUUAUAGUUGAAUUUUGUAAAUCACGUAGUCUUCAUUGAAAUUAGAUGUUCAGUUUAAUCAUUGUUCAAAAUCUAAAAACAAUGCAUUAGAAUAUUUCAAGAAUUGUAUUGAAUGCAUAUAUUUUUAAUAUUUCAAUUCACAUAUGCACUUACAUACGGGCUUGUUUGGUCAAUCGAAAGUGUUAUAGUUUUAAAAGAAAAUAAUCUUAAAAUAGCUACAUUAUAAAAAAAUUAUGAAGAGCAGUUUGAGCAUGACGAUGGAAUCUAGAUUGCUGUCUGGAGUCUUGAUUUAUUGAUAUUGGUAUAACAGGAUUUUCACAUUAAGCAAACGUUUAAGAUCUGAAGAAACGCUGCGUCAUAAUACAGAACUGUUAGAUGGUCAUUCCUCUUUGAUUGAACAAAAGAAAUUGAUCAACAGAAAACGUGCUUGUAUUUGUGUUAUAUUAGUCGACUUUUGAUAUACAGUACACUAUAACUGUUGCGUAGGAUGCUGCUGCUCUUUCACAAAGCCACCUUGAAGAUUAUAGAGAUUUGGAAAUUAAGGGUCUAUCUCAAUUGUUUGGCAAACAAUCGGCGAUACCAGUAGUCUUUUGGGUUAAUAACGCCAAUAUAUUAUCCGUAAUUUCAAAAUGUGCAGAGACGGUAUCAUAAUUGCACUAUUUUAUAUGACACUUUUUUUUCUUAUAUAACUACAGAGUUGGUAUAUUAAUGGCCCUGAUAUGACUGGAUAACAUAUUAAAGAGAUGCAAAAAAACCCAAAAAAAAAAACCUUCUCGCAAUUAAAAAAAUAAUACAUUCAUGAAAGUAACCAUUUGUGUUAUCUCACUUGGAGUUUACCAAUAUCUAAUAUAAUUUACUACAUGUUUUUGCUAUUUCCUAUCAUUCUUAUGCACUUUAUCUUUUUCCUAUUUUCCGCGCGGGACUUAUAUAAACAGUUCACAACGCUUUGCAGUUUAAAAAAAAUGGAGAAAUAUUCGGAAGUACAUUUGCUUUAAUCAUUUGAAUUAGAAAUGAAAUCAUUUCAGCCCUUAUCUGUGCCGUUUUACAUAAUAGUGCUGUUAUAGUGCUGUAGACAAUGUUUUCCAUGACUUCAAACGAAUAUAUAUGUAUCUUUUAUGUGUAUAGUGAUUAGAAAACGAAUGUUCUUGUUUCCAGUAACUGCUACUGAACUACCUGCCAAAGACUAUAAGUCUCUAUGAUCUACCCGUACCUUUUAUUUUUCGAAACGCUUCUCCAAACUUUCUCUUUUUGCAGAGUUAUUAUUUUUUUCCAUGUUUAGACAAUUCAUUGCAAAUAAUGAUAGUUAUUCUUUACAAAAAAUAAACUGCUCAUUAAUUCAAUAUUUCUUUUUAAAAAUAACUUGUUCUUACUCUAUUAUUUUGAAGAAUAACAAAGGCCUACUGGGUCAGGUGGACAUUUUGAUAAUUUUAUCUUAUUUAAUAGCUUUAUAACAAACUAAAUUUUCAUUUAAAACUAACGAUUUUCUUUUUUAUUAAGUGAAAUAUCAACAUUCGGAUUACCCACUCUUGCAUAAUGGUGGAAGAGUGAAAGAUCGAUAAAUUUGAAAGUCUAUAAAUCAUCGUUAUUACUUUACCUGUGAUAUCUAUUGUUAUCUUCUUCUCAUUAUUGCUGAUCUGUAAUAAAUUAAACAAUUAGUGAAUAAACUUGUUCGUAGUUA
Mercenaria mercenaria is the source of this 7497-nucleotide messenger RNA. RefSeq lists its product as uncharacterized. Bases 155 to 5752 code for a protein of 1865 amino acids. The record is from RefSeq and is a predicted model, not a curated record. The transcript has 33 exons. NCBI's taxonomy places the organism in Eukaryota, Metazoa, Mollusca, Bivalvia, Venerida, Veneridae.